AUGGAAGGAUGUCGUCCAAGCUUGUUUCCUAUUGAGCAGAAUUUGAAGCUCGUUACAAAUGAAGACGAUUCCAAGGUGGCUGCUGGUUCUUAUCGUCGUCUCAUUGGACGACUUCUUUACCUGCAAGCUACACGACCGGAUAUAGCCUACUCAGUCAAUACACUUAGCCAAUUUGUUUCAGAUCCUCGUAAAAGUCAUAUGGAUGCAGUGACAAGGAUCUUGCGAUAUCUCAAGGCUACCAGUGGCCAAAGUAUACUUCUACCAAAAGAAGGUGGCACAAACUUAGUUGGAUACUCUGAUUCGGAUUGGCUUGGGUGUCCUCUUAUUAGACGAUCACGAACAGGCUAUCUUAUCCUUUUGGGUGGAGCUCCUAUUUCGUGGAAAACUAAAAAGCAAUCCGUUGUUUCACGUUCUUCCGCUGAGGCCGAAUAUCGUGCCAUGGCCCAAACUGUUAGCGAAAUUAUUUGGUUGCAUUGGCUUUUGCAAGAGUUGGGAAUUACUCAGUUAAGUUCUACUACCCUUUUCUGUGAUAAUCAAGCCGCAAGACAUAUUGCUAACAAUCCCGUUUUUCACGAACGCACAAAGCAUGUUGAAAUGGACUGUUACUUUGUUCGUGAGCGCGUUGAAUCUAAGGAGAUUUGUCCAAUGCCCAUUGAUUCCAAACUUCAGCUUGCUGAUCUACUCAUGAAAGGACUUGGUGCUGUUCAACUUCGAUUUCUACUUGACAAGCUGGGUGUUGUCAAUUUACACACUCCAGCUUGA
Messenger RNA from Erigeron canadensis, 762 nucleotides. RefSeq names its product secreted RxLR effector protein 161-like. The coding region runs from base 1 to 762 and encodes 253 amino acids. Lineage: Eukaryota; Viridiplantae; Streptophyta; Magnoliopsida; Asterales; Asteraceae. The transcript has a single exon. The record is from RefSeq and is a predicted model, not a curated record.